Messenger RNA from Aspergillus homomorphus CBS 101889, 1032 nucleotides. RefSeq names its product mitochondrial nucleotide exchange factor MGE1 (gene grpE). Gene Ontology annotation, cellular component: PAM complex, Tim23 associated import motor. NCBI's taxonomy places the organism in Eukaryota, Fungi, Ascomycota, Eurotiomycetes, Eurotiales, Aspergillaceae. The record is from RefSeq and is a predicted model, not a curated record. The transcript is spliced from 3 exons. Gene Ontology annotation, biological process: protein folding; protein import into mitochondrial matrix. Gene Ontology annotation, molecular function: adenyl-nucleotide exchange factor activity; protein homodimerization activity; protein-folding chaperone binding. Bases 166 to 891 code for a protein of 241 amino acids.
GCCAAGGCGGUCAGGUGACGUCGGCACGGCGAAACUUCUGCUUUUUCGAGCACUAUCGCCGAUCUCGUUCUCACUUAACCACCUCAGCUUGCUUGUUGCUUCAUUGCUAUUGCCCUUUUUCUCCAUCCGUUUAGGCAGUCAUCUACCUCCCUCCUCUUAUUCAUCAUGUUCCAAAGAACUUUCCUCAGACAGGCCCAGCGGUCUCUCCUCUCCGUCCGCUCGACGCCAGCUACCCCAGCUCUCCGUCGCACGGCGCAGCCCCAGCUUUCUCAGAUCGCUCGCCCGCUGAUCCCUCAGUCUGCCGCCCGCCUGUAUUCGACGGAGAACAAGGCCGAGAACGGCGAGAACGGCGCCGCUGAGUCGCAGGAGGGUGAGGAUGCUUGCCGCAAAGAGCUUGAGGAGAAGAAGAAGGAGAUCAUUGGCUUGAAGGACCAAUACCUUCGUUCCAAGGCCGACUUCAUCAACCUUCAGGAGCGCACCAAGCGGGACAUGGACAACUCUCGCAACUUCGCCAUCCAGCGCUUCGCUCAGGACCUCCUCGAGAGUAUCGAUAACUUCGACCGUGCUAUGCUCGCUGUCCCCAAGGAGAAGCUCGAAGCCGCCCCCACCGAGGCUAACAAGGACCUGCUGGAUCUCGUUUCGGGCCUGAAGAUGACUCAGAAUGUCUUGAUGGGCACCUUGAAGAAGCACGGUCUCGAGCAGUUUGACCCCAGCGCCCCCGCUGAGGAUGGUUCCGCCCAAAAGUUCGACCCCAACGUCCACGAGGCCGUCUUCAUGACCAAGGUCGAGGGCAGAGAGGAUGGCGAGGUCAUGUUCGUUCAGAGCAAGGGUUUCCGUCUGAACGGCCGUGUCCUUAGAGCUGCCAAGGUCGGUGUUGUCAAGAACAACUAAAUCUCUCCUCAACAUUCCAAAUGCCACCUCUACCUUCAAUAAUCCCCAUCUUCAUCCCAUCUGUAUAAUAUACCACAUCUCUCUCCGCCACGAUGGGGGCUUCGCCUAACCCUUAUUGCGACGGAUUAUUCAUCCGAGCAU